Molecule: messenger RNA, 2274 nt
Organism: Cryptomeria japonica (Japanese cedar)
Lineage: Eukaryota; Viridiplantae; Streptophyta; Pinopsida; Cupressales; Cupressaceae
Product: homeobox-leucine zipper protein PROTODERMAL FACTOR 2-like
Exons: 12
Coding region: 1-2274 (757 amino acids)
Biological process (GO): regulation of DNA-templated transcription
Molecular function (GO): lipid binding; DNA binding; DNA-binding transcription factor activity, RNA polymerase II-specific
Source: RefSeq, a predicted model, not a curated record
AUGGAAGAAAAAUGUGAGGAGAUGAUCCCUUUGGAUAGAGAAGAUGCUGAUAUUAUGGAAAGACUAGGCCUCAAGGGUUUGUUUCUAUCUUCUGCAUGUGUCAGAAGAGGUAGAAGGGUGAAGAAGAAGGUUCAAAGGGAGGGCAGAUGGCUACCUCCUCCUGAAGAUAUUUUGAAGAUCAAUACUGAUGGUUCUUUGUGUGGAUGGCUUAAGGUUAUUUAUGAAUUGGAUUCCCAGAUUAUUAUCAAGAGGCUAAUUGUUAAGAAGGUGUUUGGUGUGAACUGGCAGCUUGCUUUGGUUGCUUUCCACGUGAGUGAAAUAAGGCCGUUGAUUAUCUGGCUAAGUGGGCCUUUGAGAAGGAUGGUAACUGGAAGAGUGUUUAAGAUGUUGCAACAUCCUGACGAAAAGGACAGACAAGAACUAAGCACUAAACUGGGUCUCACAUCACAGCAAAUUAAAUUCUGGUUUCAGAACCGGCGCACCCAAGUAAAGGUUCAGCAGGAGCGUACUGACAACGCUAAUUUGCGUACGGAAAAUGAGAGAUUCCGACUGGAUAGCCAGGCGCUGAGAAAUACACUUAACAAUAUCAGGUGUCAAACGUGCGGAGGAUCUAAUUUCAUGACAGAGAUGGUUUACGAACAGCAAAGCUUGGCUUUAGAAAAUGAGCUUUUAAGAACGGAGAUUGAAAAACUGAAUGCAGUUGCCUCGAAUUGUGUUGGAAGAACAAUCCCCUUGUUAGAAACCAGAGCAGAUCAAUCACAGAUGAUGUACUCUUCACACCAUGAAGAGGGAAGCUCAGGACAGAACCAGAUUACAUUGCCCACACCCACUUGUGUUUCAUUGGAUGAAUCCUCGGCAAUGGAAGCUGCGCAAAAGGCCACCGAAGAAUUUAUCUGGAUGGUAGACGCAAACGAGCCUGUUUGGGUGAAGAAACCUUUUGCGGAUGGUACGAUAGAAAUUCUGAAUACGAAUCAGUUGUACGGAACAUUUCCUCAGGGCAUGGGGCUCAGCAGCAACAUGAAGAGAGAAGGUAGCAGGGACACCUCAAUUGUUUCUAUCACAGGAGCUGAAUUGGUUGAUCUCUUCAUGGAUGUGAAUAAAUGGAAGAAAAUAUUUUCAUUAAUUGUAACAAGAGCAGAGACCUUGCAAGUUGUGUCUCAAGGGGUUGGUGGUCACAGAAAUGGUUCACUUCAACUGAUUCUAUCUCCUCUUGUUCCCACGAGACAUAUAUCUUUUCUUCGGUUUUCCCAGCAGCCAACCAAUGGAAUGUGGAUAGUGGUAGACUUUUCUUUAGAAAAUUUGAACUACAGUAUUUCGCCCUCGGUUGGAUGGUACCAUAGGCAUCCGUCUGGAUGUGUUAUACAAGAUAUGCCUAAUGGGUGUUCAAAGGUGAUUUGGAUAGAGCAGGGUGAGACAGAUUAUAGAAUAGUUAAUAAAAUAUUUGAGCAAGUCAUCAACAGCGAAAUGGCCUUUGGCGCCCAGCAUUGGCUGACAUGCUUGCAGAGGCAAUGCUGUUGGUUUGAAACUCUAGUAGAUCUCACCAGCGAAGGAGAUGUUUACCGGACAAAUAUGAUAAGAUUGGCGCAGAACAUAAGCAGUCAAUUUGUUGCAAACAUAAGUGCACUCUCACAAUCCAGCAACGACCCUAUUAAAAUCACAACAAGAAACGCUUCCGAAGUGGGACAAUCCAGUGGUGUUAUUGUCUGUGUUGGAACUUCUAUCAAGCUUUCUGUCCCCCCAAAAGUACUGUUUAACUUUUUGGGGGAUGAGCGAACCGCAUCAAAGUACAAACUAUUAUCAUGUGGAGAAUGGAAGGAACUCACAAGCAUUGGAAAUGGAUCAGACCCUUCAAAUUGCGAAGGCGAGACAGAGAAGAUGCUGAAACAUAGUUACAGAGACGCAUCGGGGUCUUUUUGUGUGUAUACAGCCAUAAAUGUUGACAUCAUCCAUGGUAAGGAUGCUUCUUCAUUACCCAUUGCCGCUCAUCAUGGAUUUGCAGUACUACCAUAUCAUACUUCAACUGCCGUUAAUUCACUUAUUCCAACCACUAUAUUACAUGAGGAAGCCUCGGCCACCAGCCUUGACAGUAAUGGGCUAUUGGAGAUGGCAAAGUGGAAGGAUCCUGGAGCUUGGCCUGUGAUUGGUUUAAAGGAUGAACACGAUGAGUUGUAUGAUAUUUUAACUAGUAGGUAUUGUAACUCCAUCAAGGAGAAGGAUACUCUGGCUUGGAUCAUAUAUACCAAGGGCACUUUUACUGUUGCUAGUGGGUAUUAG